This is a messenger RNA of Plasmodium gonderi, 1968 nucleotides long. RefSeq lists its product as hypothetical. NCBI's taxonomy places the organism in Eukaryota, Apicomplexa, Aconoidasida, Haemosporida, Plasmodiidae. The transcript has a single exon. The record is from RefSeq and is a predicted model, not a curated record. Bases 1 to 1968 code for a protein of 655 amino acids.
AUGGAAUUUAACGAGUCAGAAAAAAAAAAGAACGAUAAUAAAUUACUCCAAAAUAUUGAAGCCAACCACAGUUUAACGAAGCCUAACAUAAACAGAUCAAAAACCCUGGAAGAAAGCUCCCGAAAGGCCAUUUGGAGCGAUGCGUUUCAUUUGUUAAAAAAUAAAAACCAAACCGAAAGCGAAACUGAAGGGAAGGCAGAGCAGGAAAAUCUAAAGGGGGUCCAAAACUGUGAAAAAAAAAUUGAGAAAAACAAAACUUGCAUUAAUGCGGAUCUUCUAACAGACGGACAUAUCGACACGAACACAAGAAAUUCUAUUGAAGAAGGCGUAGCUAAAGUGACGAUUUUUUCUAACAAUCCUUUUAUUGCUACCACUCAUGGAAAUUUAAGUCCUAAGUGGAAUGACAAAUCGGGAGAUAAAUUGAUAAACCGGACACCUGACAAGCCUGGAAAACAUCCUAACGGGGCGAGUGAAAAAUACCCAAACGGACCAAGUGAAAAAUCGCCAAAGCAGCAAAGUAGAACCCACAAGAGCACUGUACAUCUUGAAAACAUGAACGCGUGCAAUAGUGAUAAUAAAAAAAAUUACUACCUUAUGAAGCAAGCUGUGUUUUUCACCCCGAAAAAAAAUUCGAUAAACGCAAGUAAUGAAAAAAAAGAAAUUGAAAAUAAAAUUGUUCAAAAUGGGAUUGACGAAUAUUCCUUAAAUAAUAAUUUACGGAACCAUAGCACAUGGACAGCAAAUACUGAUCAGAGAAAAAUAGGGAAUUUCUCUGGAACCAUUUGGAAGACACAAGACACUUUGCUUUCUCUUAACAAUGGGAAGUCUACCAUGAAUCAGAACAACGCUAACUUGAGUACGUCCCUUGUCUCUUUCACCAAUAACAUUGCUGGAGGAGCUGAAUAUACAGUUGGAGGGACGGAUUACAAUUCUGGAGAAGUGGAUCGUAGCAUGUGCGAUGCAAACAACUGCAUCAGUGCAAGCAAUAACCUUGUUAACACUGUGAAUAGCUGCUGCAGCGUGAGCAGUAGUCUAACUUUGCAAGGAAACAAUUUCAACACUCCGAGCUUAAGUUCUUUGAACCUUCUACAAAAUAACAGCAUUAUGAACGGCAAGGUAGGAGGGAAUAAUGAUAACAGUUUGGAGCAUUUGCACAUAUCAUCCCAAUGUUUUUCAGAAAAAAAAAAAGAUAUCGUAUAUCUAUUUCAAGAGCUGUUAAGCUACUGUGAAUGUUUAAAAAGAAAUCGAAAAAAAAGCACAGAAGAAAUAAAUAAAAUUCGUAUUAGCUACAAUAAAGUGUCCGAUUUGCUAAAAGAGACAUUAAAAAGAGAAAAGAAUAGUCAUAUAAAAAUUGAAGAAUUAAGAAAUAUUAUAAUUACAUAUGAUGAAAAAUUUGAUCGAGUGAAAAAUAGUUCUGAAGGAACUAUAACAAAUUUAAACAAAAAUGUGCAGACAUUAAUUGAUUUAAAUAAUAGCUUAGAAAUGGAAAUGAAUAAAGUUGUAAAUGAAAAUCAACAAUUAAGAAAAAUUGCACAAAAUGAAUUUAAUUUAAAUAAAGAAAUUAAUGAUUUGAGAAAACAAAUUGAAAUUUUAAAUAAUGAAAAAAUUGUCUUAGUAAAUCAAAUUGAUGGUUUACGCUUAGAAAAUUCAAAAAUUGAAAACGAAAAAAAUGUUUUGUUAAGUGAUAAGACAUUAUUGCACUGCAAAAUUGAUGAACUUGAAAAUGGAUUAAAAAACAAAAACAAAAACAACUUUUUUAAUAAGUCACAUUCAGAUGAUCGGGAAAGCAACCCUUUCAUAAUCAAUUCGGAUGAAGAAAUUAACCAGCAACUCAGCAACUACUUGAAUUUAAACCACGAGCAGCGCACUGAGCUUUUUAAAAAUUUCCUCUACCAUUGGCGCGAGACCAACAAGGCUGGCCAAAAAUUUUAUGAACAAUCCUAUGUCUCCGCGCCUCACAUAUUAUGA